CUUUCUCUUCACUCUUCUUAUUAUGAAAACUUUAUCCGUGCAAGCAAACAAGGUCACACCAAGUUCGUUGGUUUUUGAUGACCAUUUUUUUAAACGCUUAUAUACAAACUCAAACCUACCUCGCAUUAUCCUGCAUAGGCCUAUUCAACAAAGAAUUGCAUAUGACACAUGGUAUCGAAUUGACCUAAGGCUCGUAACUGAAAUGGGGCUCACUAUCAAUUCGCAUGACGUACCCAUCACCUUGAGUUGUCAUAUGCUCAUGAACUGUUCUGGUUACUAUAAACACGUUACAAUCCUGAAAUCUCGGGCUAUUUCCUCUGAGAAUGCAUGGGAGCCAGAGGUUGCCAAGUCGGAAGGGUUUAAAGCCCAGCAUAGUAUUGGAGGACUAGAGUACCGACUGACCACAUCUCAACAUAUACCAGAGGAUCAACCUUUCUUUAUUACACUUCAAGUCACAGGUCAGGAAUCAAAUAUUCUGCCGCUAUGUGUGGGUCCCGUCUGGGUUAGUAAUGAAAAACAGGAAAUACUCGAAAAGAACGGCGACAGUUGGGCACAUGAACAUAUUCAACAAGAACAACAACAAUGUCGACCUUUAAAAGCCGGACAAGAUCAGUAUUUCUUGGUAAAGGAGCAGUGGGAUGACGGUGUACCAGGCAAGAUAUGGGAUUCAGCACUAGUCCUUGCUGAUCUCUUGAUCAAGAAUUAUAGCCUAUUGGUGGGUAAACGAAUACUCGACCUCAGUGCUGGUACGGGUUACAUCGGGUUAGUGAUUGCUCAGUUAUUCCAGUCACUUCCACAUGAAGAAACGCAAAAGGGUUGUCCUCAUAUAACAUUAAGUGACGUUCAUCAAGCCUUGGACUUAAUCAAGGCUAAUCAAAGGCUCAAUAACAUUCAUGACUCAGAAUACUUGAAGAUCGAACCACUUCAUUGGGGAAAUAAGAGCGACAUUAAAAAGAUAUGUAGUAAGCAGCCUAGAAAUGAAUUUGAUAUCAUUAUUGCCUCAGAUAUUAUUUAUAGAAAAGAUGACUUUGUUAAUAUAUUGUCAACAUUUCGACAGCUCUGUUCUCCCAGCACAAUCAUCUUUAUGGGCUACAAACCAAGAGGUUUGAAGCAAAAUGAAGAAAAGGAAUUCUUUAAUACAUGUGACAAAUACUUUGAUGUUCAACUAAUAGAUUACACCAAACAAGACAUGGACGCCACCAUAUAUCAUAGAAUGGGAGUCAGACUGUACAGGCUACAGCUAAAGACUCACUUGCUAGGUUUUAAAGGUAGAAAAUAAACGCAUUUUGGAAUUCAGAUUCAUAUAAGACAGCCUUAACACCAUUCGCAAUCUGAAGGGUUGAAUAAAAGUAUAUUUGUGA
Rhizopus microsporus ATCC 52813 is the source of this 1361-nucleotide messenger RNA. RefSeq lists its product as uncharacterized. The record is from RefSeq and is a predicted model, not a curated record. Bases 23 to 1279 code for a protein of 418 amino acids. The transcript has a single exon. NCBI's taxonomy places the organism in Eukaryota, Fungi, Mucoromycota, Mucoromycetes, Mucorales, Rhizopodaceae.